AUGAGCUCGUCCACCGCCGCCGCCGCCUCCUCUCUGCCCCCCGACCUGUUCGACACCACGACGCUCGUGUCGCUCACCGCAGCGGCCAGCAUCGUCGUUGUCGCCUACGCCGUCUCGCGCCGGGCCCUCGCCGCGUCCACGUCGACGGCGCUACGCUUCCUCUUCAUCUGGCACCUGGCGGACGCGCUGUGCCACUUCAUCCUCGAGGGCAGCUUCCUGUACCACUGCUUCUUCUCGUACGUCGAGGCCGGGGCGCCCGCGGCGGCGGGGCUCGUGGCGACGCCGUUCAACUACCUCGGGCACGGCGCGGCGCGCGUGUACGGCCCACAGGCGGGCGCCGCCGGCAACCCGUUUGCGCAGCUGUGGAUGGUGUACGCGCGCGCGGACAGGCGCUGGGGCGGCGCCGACCUGGGCGUCAUCAGCCUCGAGCUGCUGACCGUCUUCUUCGACGGGCCCGUGGCGCUGUACGUCGCGUACCUGAUUGCGAAGAGGGACCCCAAGGCGAGCUUCUGGAUGAUUGUGCUGGCUACGUGCGAGCUGUACGGAGGCUUCAUGACCUUUUGCCCCGAGUGGCUCACUGGUAAUGUGAACCUGGAUGGCAGCAACUUCAUGUACAUGUGGGUGUACCUCGUCUUUUUCAAUAUGCUGUGGGUUUUUAUUCCGCUGUAUGCUGUAUGGUACUCGUACAUCGACAUCUCUCACGCGUUUGCUGUUCGUGCGUCAAAGAAGGGUCAGUAG
Molecule: messenger RNA, 738 nt
Organism: Akanthomyces muscarius
Lineage: Eukaryota; Fungi; Ascomycota; Sordariomycetes; Hypocreales; Cordycipitaceae
Exons: 2
Coding region: 1-738 (245 amino acids)
Biological process (GO): sterol metabolic process
Cellular component (GO): membrane; endoplasmic reticulum
Molecular function (GO): cholestenol delta-isomerase activity
Source: RefSeq, a predicted model, not a curated record